ACUUUCUCGUUUGCCUGGACAGAGCUGGGGUGGACGGAGUCCGUACCCUAUCUUGAUAGGCCUCCGUCCCCGCUGGAGUUUUAUCGAGAAUGGGUGAGUCCGAACAAACCUUGUAUAAUUCAGAAUGCCAUCAGCCACUGGCCGGCUCUGAAGAAAUGGACCGCAGCGUACCUCAGGGAGGUAGUAGGUUCCAAGGUAGUGAGUGUGGCAGUAACACCCAAUGGUUACGCAGAUGCGGUGUUUCAGGACCGUUUUGUCAUGCCAGAGGAGCGCCAAAUGCCUUUCAUGGACUUUUUGGACAUUGUGGAGAAGAAAGUGACCUCUCCCAACGUAUUCUAUGUGCAGAAGCAGUGUUCAAACCUCACUGAGGAGUUCCCUGAACUUGUCUGUGAUGUGCAGCCUGACAUACCAUGGAUGAGUGAGGCGCUUGGGAAGAAGCCUGAUGCUGUGAAUUUCUGGCUUGGGGAAUCAGCUGCUGUGACGUCUUUACAUAAAGAUCAUUAUGAGAACUUGUACUGUGUGAUAUCUGGAGAGAAACAUUUUCUACUGCAUCCACCGAGUGACCGUCCCUUCAUCCCAUAUGACCUCUAUCAGCCAGCAACCUACCAGGUAUCAGAAGAUGGCUCAUUUGAAAUUGUGGAUGAGAAGAGUGCAGAUAAGAUGAAGUUUUGCCCCAUCCACAUGCUUUCUGUAAGAAUCAUACAAGCCAAGAACAUCAAGUCAAGAGACCUGUUGACUGCAUCAGACUGCUAUGUGCGCUUGUGGCUGCCAUCUGCUGCAAAUGGAAAGCUUCAGACCAAAACCAUCAAGAAUUCUGACAACCCUGUCUGGAAUGAGACUUUCUACUUUAGGAUCCAGAGAGAAGUUGAGAACAUUUUAGAACUGGCAGUGUGUGAUGAAGAUCCACUCACCAAAGAUGACAUGCAGUUCACAGUUCUUUUUAAUGUUGCUAGAAUCAGACCCGGAGAGACACUCCGUGAGACGUUUGCUUUGGAAUCAGAGAGAGAGAGGUGCACUAAGAAAUGGGAAAGUUUGGAAGUGGAAUUCUGGAUGGAAAGAAUUCCUGGCCCUCCAGAGCACCUCAUUACCAAUGAUGUCCUAGUGUCCCGUGAGGUUUGCUGCUUGGAAGUGCAAGUGGACAUUAAUGAAAGCAGGAAAUACUUGAAAGAGGGUAAAAAUCUCGUGCUUACGGUGCCUGCAUCUCAUGAAAGAACACAGAAAACUACAGAGGACACAGAUACUUUCUAUUUCCAUUGCGUGAAGGCUUGGGAACCAGUUCUAAAAGUCAGGCUGCAGAAAGUUUCUGAUAAGGAAGAUGACAACAGCAAUUUAAGUGACACCUUAACUGUACCACUGAAAUUUCUCCCUGUUGGACAUAAAGUGAAAGUAACCCUUCCUGUAAGACAUAAUGUGCCACUGCAGUUGUACCUCCAACUAAAUGAUUGCACAGAAAAAUUAGAUGUGCGUUUAGGGUACGAUCUGUGCCGAGAAGAGCAAGAAUUCUUGCAAAAAAGGAAGAGAGUGGUUGCCAGUGCCCUGAAAAGGGUUCUUCAUCUGGAAAGAGAUCUACAUGGACACGAGGUCCCAGUAAUAGCUGUUAUGGCAACAGGCGGAGGCCUCAGAGCAAUGUCAGCUAUGUUUGGCCACCUCUUAGCUCUUCAGAAGCUAAAUCUGUUGGACUGUGUUACUUAUCUUACCGGGGCUUCUGGCUCAACAUGGACCCUAGCGGACCUGUAUGAGCAUGCCGACUGGUCACAGAAGACUCUGGAGGAACCACUUAAGGCAGUAAAAGAACAAGUGACAAAAUGCAAGCUCAACCUUAUGUCUAUAGAGCAUCUGAAGUAUUAUCACAAGGAACUCACUGAAAGGGCAAAAGCAGGACAUGUGUCAUCUUUUACAACUCUGUGGUCACUUGUUCAGGAAAUGUUCUUACAUGAACAGCCAAGAAAGUACAAACUCACAGACCAGUGCAAGGCAUUGGAGCAUGGACAAAAUCCAUUGCCUUUCUAUGCAGUCCUCAAUGUGAAAGAGGAAAAGUUCAGUACUUUCAAAUUUAGAGAGUGGGCGGAGUUCUCUCCUUAUGAGGUGGCCAUACCAAAAUACGGAGCCUCCAUUCGUUCAGAAUAUUUUGACAGUGAGUUCUUCAUGGGAAGGCGAGUGAAGAAGCUGCCAGAAUCUCGGAUCUGCUAUCUGGAAGGUCUUUGGACAAACAUCUUUACGAGGAAUUUGCUGGAUGGCUUGUACUGGUCCUCAAAUUCAAAUGAAUUCUGGGAACGAUGGGCCAAAGAUAUGGUAGAUAUAGAAAAACAUUCCCCUGAGGAUGAUGUCACUGUCAUUGAGCCUCCGUCUUGUUUGUCAGGGAAGUUGUAUGAAAUGUUUCAGGACAUUAUGACCAAGCGUCCACUACUGGGAAAGUCUCAUAACUUCCUGAGAGGCUUAGAAUUUCAUAAGGAUUAUAUCCAUCAGAAAAAAUUUAUUGAAUGGAAAGUUUGCCUGAUAGAUGUUGGCUAUUUCAUCAACACCAGUGGUGCAGCACUUUUCAAGCCAGAGAGGAAUGUAGAUGUCAUUAUCUCACUUGAUUAUGGUUUGGGGAAUGUGUUCAAGCAAUUAGAGAUGACAUACAAAUAUUGCAAGAUACAAAAGAUCCCAUUCCCCAAAGUGGAGCUAAGUAAAGAAGAAGAGAAGAACCCAAAGGAAUGUUACGUGUUCUCAGAUGCAGAGGACCCCAGAGCACCCAUAGUAAUCCAUUUCCCCCUGGUGAAUGACACCUUCAAGGAAUUCAAGGAGCCUGGGGUAAAGCGCUGUCUCUCAGAGAUGGAAGAAGGCAAAGUAAAUCUGGAGAACAACUGCUCACCCUAUUACCUCAUUAAGCUAAUCUACUCCUCUGAAAAUUUUGACAAACUCGUGAACUUGAGCAAAUACAACAUCCUCAAUAACAAAGACCUGCUCCUCCAGGCAAUCCGGAGUGCCGUAGAACGGAGGAGAAGUAGCAGGACUGGGAAUCUCCCCAGUCACUCUGGAGCUGGAUACCCCUAG
Molecule: messenger RNA, 3036 nt
Organism: Pygoscelis adeliae (Adelie penguin)
Lineage: Eukaryota; Metazoa; Chordata; Aves; Sphenisciformes; Spheniscidae
Product: cytosolic phospholipase A2 beta-like
Exons: 24
Biological process (GO): glycerophospholipid catabolic process
Cellular component (GO): cytosol
Molecular function (GO): calcium-dependent phospholipid binding; calcium ion binding
Source: RefSeq, a predicted model, not a curated record